AUGGGAGGACAACCCACCAAAAUCCAGAAUAAAACUAUGGAUGUUAAGCCACAGAGUAACCAUAAAAUGCGUAUUGUGACAUUGGAAGAUGGUCGUUUUCAAGAUGAGACACUAUACAGACUGAAAAAAGGCUGGUACUUGGAAUUUCGGAUGGGCCCGUCACUUUUUGGACGUGACGUUACCAUUUACACUAAUAUACCAGCAGAAGGAUCAGCCUUUGACAGAAAAACUUAUCGUUGCCUUGAUUGGAUUAGAGAGUGGUCAAGUGAUGAUAUCAUUAUUGAUGAUUCGUCUUUGUCGUGUCUUAUCCAAAUGAACAAGGCUGGAUCUUUUCAUUAUUAUUAUGAACAUAAAGGGCAAAAGAAAGGAUGUGGUUAUAUUAACGUUGAUCCAGAUUUGGUUGCUGGAAAUGAAGAUAUACCUUUAGAAUCGUUGCAAAGUGUAUCUGUUUUAGCAAAAUGUCUAGGACCAUUUUCAUCGUGGAAAUCCAAGUUACAAGUCGCAAAAGAGGCUGGAUACAACAUGGUGCAUUUUACACCCAUUCAAGAGCUCGGAGGUUCAAAAUCAUCAUACAGUCUGAAAAAUCAAUUGGUCUUAAAUCCUUCUUUCAAUGAUUGUAAUCAUCAAGUUACAUUUGGUGAUAUUAAGGUUUUGACUGAUGAAAUGAAAAACGAAUGGAAUAUGUUAAGUAUAUGUGAUAUAGUGUUGAAUCAUACCUCCAAUGAUAGUCCAUGGCUAUUGAAACAUCCUGAAUCUGCUUACAACUUGGUAAACUGUCCAUAUUUGAGACCAGCUUAUUUGUUAGAUUAUACAUUAUAUCACUUUACUGUGGAAGUUUCUAAAGGUAUGUGGGAAUUUUAUGGAGUCCCUGUGAUUGUCAAUAGUGAAGAACAUCUUGCAUCCAUACGACAUGCAUUAUUAACAGCGGUAUUACCAAAAGUAAAAAUUCAUGAGCUGUUUCAACUAAAUAUUGACAAAAUUGUAGCUGAGUUUCAAGAAAAAGUUCGUACUGGUCUCCCUCCGGUAGCUACAAAUGAAAAACUUGAUGAAGAAUUAACAAUCAUACCUGAUUUAGAAUUUGGCCGAUUAACAGCUACAAUUGAUAUGAACAAAGCAUUGAAAUUAUACAAUAUAUAUAGAAGCAAUUGUUUUGAUGAAGAUACUAGGCUUGGUCGUUGUAGUUUAGAAUUGAAAUUAAAGUUGGAAACUUUGAACAAUACAGUGUUUAAUGAAGUUCAAGGACAUUUAAUAGCUGCAGUAGAUAAUAGUAUUGCUGGUAUAAGAUAUUUCAGAGUUCAACCGGAUGGACCUAAAUUGACCAAAGUUUCUAUUACUAAUCCUCUAGUACCAAGGUAUUUUACAGACUAUGAAGGUCAAACUGCUGAAGAGGUAUUGCAUUCUUCAAAUGGACAAUUUGUUAUGGCACAUAAUGGAUGGGUUAUGGGUGGUGAUCCACUUAAAAAUUUUGCUGGACCAGACUCUAAUAUUUAUUUACGUAGAGAAUUAAUUGCCUGGGGAGACAGUGUUAAAUUAAGGUAUGGAGAUGAACCUAAAGAUUGCCCAUUUUUAUGGAAUCAUAUGCAGUGUUAUGUGGAACAAACUGUUAAAAUAUUUGAUGGUGUCAGAUUAGAUAACUGCCACUCAACGCCAUUGCAUGUAGCUGAAUAUUUGCUUGAUGCUGCUCGAAAAGUUAAACCAGAUUUAUAUGUUGUGGCGGAGUUGUUUACGAAUUCAGAUGCUACUGACAAUUUAUUUGUUAAUAGACUUGGAAUUACAUCACUUAUUCGUGAAGCAAUGUCUGCAUGGGAUUCACAUGAGCUUGGACGCUUGGUUCACCGUUAUGGUGGUGAACCGGUCGGUGGAUUUUUUAAGCCACUAGAACAACUUGUAUGUCCUACUAUUGCACAUGCUCUUUUCAUGGAUCAAACUCAUGACAAUCCAUCUCCUAUAGAGAAACAUUCAGUUUAUAAUUUGUUGCCUAGUGCGGCUUUAGUAUCCAUGGCAUGCUGCGCUAGUGGAAGCAAUAUGGGUUAUGAUCAACUAGUUCCACAUCAUAUUCAUGUUGUUGAAGAGGAAAGACAAUAUAUGCAAUGGUCAUCCAAAGAAAUUAAUAUUACUACAGGGAUAGUAGCUGGAAAAAAAGCAUUAAAUGCACUUCACUAUAAUCUGGGAAAAGGUGGUUUUGAUCAAGUCUAUGUGGAUCAAAUUGAUACUGAUAUUGUUUGUGUGACACGUCAUAAUAGCAAAACGCACGAGAGUGUUGUACUAAUGUCAUAUACUUCCUUUUCAACUCCAUCUAACCAAAAUGGUUUGGGAAAAGGGAUAACUGUAACUGGAAGAGUUGAUAAUGUACUAAUUGAAACUUCAUUGCAACACAUGGUAUUGGAAAAUACAAAUAAAUUUGAAAAAGAUGCAAAUAAGAUCAAUGGCUUAGAAGAUUAUAUACUGAGCUUAAGACAAAAUGUUACUCCUCAAGAAUGUUUAAUGUUGGAUAUAAUACCUUCAGCUGAUAAAUUUUCUGUUAGAUUGAAUUUUACUGCAAAAUUUCAACCUGGUUGUGUAGUAGCAGUUGCAAUUUUUCCAGUAGAGAAAACAAAAAUAGCUGUUGAACAGUUAUUGUCUGAUAUUGAUUUGGAGCAAGCAGUUAGUCGUUUAACCCUAUCCGACAUGAAUUAUGUUUUGUUCAGAUGUCCUGAAGAAGAUGAAGGAAAUGUUUAUGAUGUACCAGGAUUUGGUAAAUUGGUGUAUUGCGGAAUUCAAGGGUUCAUGUCAAUUUUAGAUACAGUGUCUCCAAAUAAUGAUUUAGGCCAUCCACUAUGUGAAAAUCUCCGAAAAGGUUUUUGGAUUCUAGAUUACAUAAGUGGACGUUUAAAACGUAAAGAAUUUGAAAACUGCGCAUUGUAUCAAUUUGGAGACUUUUUAGAAAGAUAUUUACAGCCCAUCAGGAACUUGCCAUCAUAUUUGGUACCCUGUUAUUUUGAAUUUUCCUUGAGAAAAGUAUACAAUGCUUUGUUGAACCGCACAUGGUCAAUGAUGCCUAGUGAUAUAAGAAAUGGUUCUACAUUUUGUAAAAAUUUAGCUCUUGCUUCAAUUCAAUUUGCUGGAGUAGUUAAAUCUAGUCCUCUUCCUACUCUUUCGCCAAACCUUUUAGCACCUUUACUCAGAAUGCAAAUUGGACCUGAUGGAUUAUAUCGUCCUGAGUGUAUAACACUUGCAGCUGGGCUGCCACAUUUUUCUAGUGGUUACAUGAGAAACUGGGGCCGAGAUACUUUCAUUUCGUUGAGAGGAUUAUUGUUAAUUACUGGACGUUAUGAAGAAGCCAAGUACAUAAUUUUAGGAUUUGGUGGUUGUUUGAGACAUGGUCUUAUUCCUAAUCUAUUAGAUGGAGGCAAUAACCCACGUUAUAAUUGUCGUGAUGCUGUUUGGUGGUGGUUAUAUGUAAUUCAGAAGUAUGUUACAUUGGUACCUGGAGGUAUAAGUAUUUUAGAUGAUCCAGUAAAUAGAAUUUUUCCAAAUGAUGAUUCGGAACCCACAUCAGUUGAACAACCAUUACAUGAAGUAAUUCAAGAGGUUAUGGUAAAACAUUUCCAAGGGUUAUGUUUUCGUGAACGUAAUGCUGGAACUUCUAUUGAUGCCCACAUGAAAAGUGCUGGCUUUGAUAAUCAAAUUGGAGUACAACCUCUUACAGGCUUUGUGUUUGGUGGUAAUGAGUGGAAUUGUGGUACUUGGAUGGAUAAAAUGGGUUCCUCAGAUACAGCUGGUAACCGAGGACGACCUGCUACCCCCCGUGAUGGAUCAGCUAUAGAGUUGGUUGCAUUGUCAAAGACAACUGUCGCAUGGUUAGCUAAAUUGAAAAAAAAUGGGCAGUUUAAGUAUUCAGGAGUUACCCGUACAAAUAAGGAUGGAUCAGAAACUACGUGGACAUACAAAGAAUGGAAUGACAAAAUUCAAAACAACUUUGAAAUACACUUUUGGAUACCCGAGGAAAAAAAUGGUCAAUUGCAAGUUGAACCUCAUCCAGAACUUAUUAAUCGUAGAUGUAUUUAUAAGGAUACAGUUGGUGCAACAAACAAAUGGGGAGACUAUCAACUGCGAUGCAAUUAUGCUGUAGCAAUGGCAGUGGCACCAGAGUUGUUUAACCCAGAUCAUGCAAGAAUAGCUUUACAAACAGUAACAAAUGUACUUUUAGGGCCACUGGGUAUGAAAACUUUAGAUCCAUCUGAUUGGGCAUAUGAUGGCUUUUACAAUAACGAUAACGAUACUACUGAUUUAAAAGUAGCCAAUGGUUUCAAUUAUCACCAGGGACCUGAAUGGUUGUGGCCUGUUGGUUUCUUUUUAAAAGCAAAGCUAAAAUUUUCUACUAGUCAACGAGAAACUUCAUCUGAAAUUCAAGGUAUAUUAUCUAAACAUUUUGAACACAUAAAAACAUCAGUUUGGAAAGGUUUACCUGAAUUAACCAAUAAAGAUGGAGCUUUUUGUGCUGGAUCAUGUCCAACUCAAGCCUGGAGUGUUGCUACAAUUCUUGAGACUUUAAUGGCUAUUACAAACUUGAACCAAAUUUAA
Macrosiphum euphorbiae (potato aphid) is the source of this 4563-nucleotide messenger RNA. Lineage: Eukaryota; Metazoa; Arthropoda; Insecta; Hemiptera; Aphididae. The record is from the annotation of a GenBank genome assembly.